This is a messenger RNA of Annulohypoxylon truncatum, 3645 nucleotides long. RefSeq names its product DNA polymerase family B-domain-containing protein. Gene Ontology annotation, cellular component: delta DNA polymerase complex. Gene Ontology annotation, biological process: nucleotide-excision repair, DNA gap filling; DNA-templated DNA replication; base-excision repair, gap-filling. Gene Ontology annotation, molecular function: DNA-directed DNA polymerase activity; 3'-5'-DNA exonuclease activity; nucleotide binding. Lineage: Eukaryota; Fungi; Ascomycota; Sordariomycetes; Xylariales; Hypoxylaceae. The coding region runs from base 172 to 3495 and encodes 1107 amino acids. The transcript has 3 exons. The record is from RefSeq and is a predicted model, not a curated record.
CUUGACGCGCCUUCCAUUAAGCACUUAAUGGUCUUUGUACUUUCGCCGCGUUAUCUCUAUCACACCACAUCCCUCUUUCAUCAUCAAAACUCCACCUCAUCCAGACCUUGAGUCUGAUGAUCUAAAACAUCUUUUCUUUGCUCCCCAUAGACUCUGUUGCAAACCGCAGUCAUGGCCAGCAAACUUCUCCCCCAGAAGCGUGUCCACUUAGUUGAGGCUGCUAAUCGUCUAAAUAUUCCUUCAAAUUCAUCAGAUGCGAAGAGACGCCGACUAGAGCCCCUAUCUUCCUCACCAGCAUCGCGCCUCACCAGCUCCCAACAGGGUCCCAACUCAAAACUAUCAUCAACCCAGCCGAAGAGUGUCUUUGAAUCCGAAGUUCUAGAAAAGCUAAGCCAAGAUAUCAACGAACUUAAGCAGACCAAUUCAGAGAAGGACCAAGCAUGGGCGCGACCUCCCGUUGUCGAUUUUGAUCCCCGAAGGGAUAACCUAAUUUUCCAACAGAUAGAAGCUCUGGAAGGUACCCUUAGUGGUGGACUCACUACCGUCAAGCUCUUCGGAGUUACGGAGAAUGGGCAUUCCGUCAUGCUUCACGUUACUGACUUCAAGCACUACCUCUACGUCGCCGCCCCAGUUUCCUUUACCCCGAAAGAUUGCGCACCCUUCAAAGCCUACCUUCAAAACCAGAUAGGCCAAAAUCAAAACGUUAUCCACUCUUGCGAAGUGACUCUUCGCGAGAACAUCUACGGCUUUCAAGGCAACACGAAAAGUCCUUAUAUCAAGGUCACGGUCACCGAUCCGAAGUUUAUCGGGAGAGUCCGCUCGGCCUUUGAGAGAAAUGAGGCAAAUUGGAAAGGGAUGUGGAAGGGGGUCGAAGGGGGUAUCAUGACAUUUGAUAACUUGCAAUACGUCCUGCGAUUCAUGGUUGACUGCAAGAUCCCUGGUAUGUCAUGGGUAGAGGCACCCGCUAGCAAAUACCGUCUCAUCCCGGAGCAAGUGCGACAAUCAAGCUGUCAAAUUGAAGCCGAGAUUAACUACCGAGACUUGAUCUCCCACGAACCGAAAGACGAAUGGUCCAAGAUGGCCCCGUUGCGAAUUCUGUCGUUCGAUAUUGAAUGUGCCGGACGAAAAGGCAUUUUCCCCCAGGCUGAUAAAGAUCCAGUCAUCCAAAUCGCAAAUGUUGUUACACGUUACGGAGAGAGCAAGCCUUUCGUUCGAAACGUAUUCUGCCUAGACAGGACAAGCCCUAUCGUAGCAACGCAAAUCCUAGAUUUUGAGAGAGAGGCGGAUAUGCUUAUAGCUUGGAAAAGAUUCCUUGACAGAGUGGAUCCUGAUUUAAUUACCGGCUACAACAUUGCCAACUUCGAUUUCCCCUACUUGCUCGACCGGGCAAAAUGUCUUAAGGUCAAGGACUUCGAGUACUGGACUCGUCUACAUGACGUCAAAUCAGUUGCAAAGGAGACGAAUUUCUCCAGCAAGCAGAUGGGCAACCGAGAUACGAAGGCCACAAAUACCGACGGACGACUACAGCUCGAUCUAUUGCAAUUAAUUCAGCGUGACCACCAUCUUCGAAGUUAUACGCUGAACUCGGUGUGUUCUCAUUUCCUUGGAGAACAGAAGGAAGAUGUUCAUCACACGAUGAUCACCGAGCUAUUCAACGGCACACCAGAAUCCAGGCGUCGUCUAGCGUUGUACUGCUUGAAGGAUGCCUACUUGCCUCAGAGAUUAAUGGACAAACUCUCCUGUCUUGCCAACUAUACAGAAAUGGCUAGAGUCACGGGUGUUCCGUUCAACUUCCUUCUUUCUCGUGGUCAGCAGGUCAAGUUCAUGAGCCAGUUAUUCCGAAAGGCCCUAGAACAAAAACUUGUGAUCCCAAACAUGAAGUCGGAGAGCUCGGAUGACCAGUACGAAGGUGCUACAGUUAUUGAACCUACUCGUGGUUACUAUGACGUGCCUAUCGCAACACUCGAUUUCGCAUCGCUAUAUCCCAGUAUCAUGCAGGCACAUAACCUCUGUUACACAACUCUCGUGAACAAGAAGGCAGUGGAGAGAUUUAACCUCAAAAAGGAGGAAGAUUAUAUCGUCACGCCGAAUGGCGACAUGUUCGUUACGGUCAAGCAACGGAAAGGUCUUCUUGCCCAGAUUCUCGAAGAAUUGCUUUUGGCAAGAAAGCAAGCCAAGAGAGAAUUAGCGGUUGAAACCGACCCUUUCAAGAAGGCCGUCUUGAACGGUCGUCAACUCGCUUUGAAAGUCAGUGCCAACAGUGUGUACGGUCUUACAGGUGCGACGACCGGCAAGCUUCCCUGUCUGGAGAUUGCCAGUAGUACGACAAGUUUUGGCCGAAAGAUGAUUGAAAAAACUAAAGAUGAAGUGGAGAAGAAAUACUGCAUUGCCAAUGGUUAUACCCACGACGCCCAAGUCAUCUACGGCGACACGGAUUCCGUCAUGGUUAAAUUCGGAACGAAGGAUCUUAGCGAGGCAAUGAAACUGGGCGAAGAAGCAGCUAACUUUGUCUCGUCAAAAUUCGUCAAACCUAUCAAGCUGGAAUUCGAGAAAGUAUAUUUUCCGUAUCUAUUAAUCAACAAAAAACGAUAUGCGGGUCUGUUCUGGACAAGGCCUGAUAAAUACGACAAGAUGGACACCAAGGGUAUUGAGACAGUUAGACGAGAUAACUGCUUGCUAGUACAAACAGUUAUCGAGAAGGUUCUCAGGAUGAUCCUGAUUGAUCGGGACGUCCAAGGAGCCCAGGACUACGUCAAAGACACAAUUGCGGAUCUGCUUCAGAACAAGAUAGACAUGUCCAAACUCGUGAUCACAAAGGCACUUACCAAGGAAAGCGACGAUUACGAUGCCAAACAAGCCCACGUUGCGCUCGCGGAACGAAUGAAGAAACGAGAUGCUGGUUCUGCGCCCGGAUUGGGAGACCGAGUGGCAUAUGUGAUGAUCAAAGGUGCAAGCGGAUCGAAGAAUUUCGAGCGUUCCGAAGACCCCAUCUUCGUUCUCGAAAACAACGUCCCUAUUGACACAAGAUAUUACUUGGACAACCAGUUAGCCAAGCCGCUAGGACGUAUCUUCGAUCCUAUCCUAGGAGAGACGAAAUCGAAAUCACUCCUCCAUGGAGAUCACACACGUGCCAUCUCUGUUGCGGCACCGACGGUGGGCGGUUUAAUGAAGUUUGCAAAGAAGACUAUGACGUGUAUGGGUUGCAAGAAGCCACUGGUGAGCAAAGAGGAGAGCAACGGUGCCGUCUGCUCAGACUGCGCACCACGUGUAGGUGAACUUUACAAAAAGACAUUAGACAAGGUCUCGGAUCUCGAAGUCCGAUUCGGACGGCUUUGGACGCAAUGUCAGCGGUGCCAAGGCAGUAUGCAUUGCGAGGUCAUCUGCAGUAGCAAGGACUGUCCUAUUUUCUACAUGCGCAUGAAGGCUAAAAAGGACGUUGAAGAUGCUAGUAAGGAGUUGCAACGGUUCGAUCUCGAUCAGUCCGCCAUAUGGUGAUGACUAGAAUGAAAGCAUCCGUGGUCCUAUAGGCGUUAUGAGAGGUAUGAAUGCAAGGAGUCCAGGUCAGUCAGUUAUUGGGAGGAAAUAUGGGCAUUGUCAUAAUAGAAUCGAGCAUGAUCGAGAUGAGGAUACCACAAUAUCAACGUU